Molecule: messenger RNA, 2843 nt
Organism: Cloeon dipterum
Lineage: Eukaryota; Metazoa; Arthropoda; Insecta; Ephemeroptera; Baetidae
Exons: 7
Coding region: 184-2556 (790 amino acids)
Source: RefSeq, a predicted model, not a curated record
ACCGUUUUCGCAGAGAGUGUGCGUGUCGAUCGGCGAGAAGAAGUGUGCUCGCUGGUUAGUUGAAUUCGAGAGCCGGCGAAGGCAUGGUGCGCGAACGGAGACCAUGACGCCAGGGAUAUACGCUGCGUGCCUCUCUCCUUUGCUCUGCUCGUCUUCAGUGAAAACUAGGUGAAUGUGUAAACAAUGGUAGCAUGCACAACGAGCGGCUCUCUGCCUUUGGAGGCGUUAAACAGCAAACCCUUUGGCUCCGAGUCCAGUUUUCCGUUCCGCUUGUCCGCGGACAGGAUGUCGGUGGUCAGUUCGGAUCAGCAAUCAGUGUACAAGCAGCGGAUCGACUCCAUGUUCGAUGACACUCGUUCCUCUCUGUAUGGACACUCGCCAUCCAAACUGCCGAGCAACGUUGUACAGGCGAAAAUCGAGAAGAUGUUCCAGGAGGUGACUUCAUCUUCGUCUUCUGACGACGAACGAAAUGGCCAACAGCAGAUGAAUGAUUCACAAAUGGUUCCGAAUAAUACCAAUGAAAAGGAGAGUUUUGCUGUCAACUAUCUGGGAAAGGUUCCACUGACAGAAAACAAGACCACUUUGCAAAACCUGCAAGUGCCACUGCGCCAGCUUUACUUCCGCUACAAAGCCGACUCGGAGCCCGUCUCGAGCUCCUCGAGUCGAUUGGAAAUUUCGACGCAAGGCCUGAAGCUGACCCAGCCGGGCAGUGCCAAACCCGAGCUGCACUCUUUCUCCACGAUCGCCGUUUGGGCGGCUGUCAAGUGUGUCACGCGAGAGGAAGGCACCUUGGCCGCCUUCCUGCCGCUCAUCUCAGACCCUGACGGCCACGACAAGAGCUCCCUUUUCGAAGAGCUGAUAGACGACCGCGACGUGGAGGUGUUAAAGGGCAGCCACUCGCCCCUGUUGGCGGUCAUCAUGCGCCAAAGGGGCGCCGUCAGACAACUCUUCUGCCACGCGUACGAGUGCAGUUGCGCGGAAGACGCGAUCGUGAUUGCUGCCAACCUGUACCAAGCACUCAUGGUCAACCUGAAGAGCAAACCUCAGCAUGGAGUUCAAAAGAAGUCGAGCAGCGUGACUCGGCAUCCGUCGUCUGUCACUUCGGCAGACGGCAACAAUAAAGCCCCAGUUCCUCCGGCGCGCACGCGACGGCCAAAGCAGCACGACAAGAUUCUCACUUCCACCAGUGAAAACACGACUGACGAGGACGCCAGGAUGUCCGCGGGACGGGAGCGGCGCCGCAGCCAGCAGGAGCACGCGGGCGACAUCCUCACCAAGAUCACCAUCCCGAAGAGCCGCAGCUUCCUGGUGCGCAACGGCGGCAGCAGCCUGCACGAGCUCUUCGCCGAGCUGCGCUCCCAGGAGGGCGUGUCCAACAUGGACGAGGUGCUCGAGAAGAUCGUCAACGCCAACGGCAUGUCCUACAACGACCUGAAGCCGCUCUACAAGGAGCUGCUGCUCAAACUGGCCGUCACCCUGACCAAGGACGAGCUGUACCAAAGAAGUAAGAACAUCAUGAAGAGGCAGGCGAAGCAGACGAGGAAAAGGGGUAGACGCAAAAGGGGCAUCAGGCACGCAUUCCGAAAGUCGGUCAAGAAAAUCAAGGGCUCGUGCCAGAGAGGUGCGAAGGAUGAUGACCUGUCGAACCUAGUUCCAAGGAGAAGGCCGCGGUCAAGUUCCACAAGUUCAUCCUGUCAAAGCCAGAACGUUACGCGACCUCGUCGCAACACUGACGCGGUCGAGACUCGCCUCUCCAACAUCGCGCACAAGGAAAUGCGGCGUCAGGCGCAGCACCUUUUGCGAAAGAAUGAGAUGAGCGCCAGGGUUCGUGAAUCGUCGUCGGGGUACGUCUCCUGCAGCGACUGCAGCCUCACGUCUUGCCUCUGCGACACGGACAGUUGCAUGGACAGUGACAAGUGCUACUGCUCUCUUCAAAUCAACAAAAAACAGUUUGUGACUUCAUCCUCGUGGCGGCACCAUUUGAACAAGCCGCCAAGCAACCGCACGAGUCGAAGUUUGCAAAUGUUGCUGGAGCAGCCGAUCACAAAGAGCAGACGGCCCAGCUCUUAUUGCAGCCGGAUGAAUGUUUACGACGUGCUGCCUUCGGAAACCGCUACCGUCUCCUCUAGACCCAAGUACCAAAGCGUCAGCGUCGAUAAUCUGGCUCUCGACUAUGAACUGUUCAGGUACAAUGCAGCACGUCAAGCAGCGAGGCGGGCGUCUCUGCAGCAGCAGCAACAGCAAAGGGUGAUGGUGGUUUCAGCUCGCGAUGAUCGCGGCCGGCUUAUCUACACGGGCGACUCGCAAAGGUCGCGUCCCCGACGGAGCAGCAGCCUGGCCAGCGAGGCGCUCGCGGUGAAGAAGACGACCGAGAUCGCGUCGCUCUUCUCCAACAUGAAACUCAGCCAGACGACUGACAUUCGAGGCAUGGAGUUUGAGGACGACGCUUGCGAGGUGGAGUAUCACACACUGGAGCCGCCAGAGCACCCUCCGCUCAGCCGAAGGGGAAGCUACCCUGGCAGCGCCCUGGAGAACUCGCUCGGAUAUUUGCCAUAGAAUGAAAAACACAUUUCCGAUGCGUAUGUACGCAUCACGUCUCUAACGUACACUCAUAGUUAUAAUUAAAUGAAAUUCGAAUGAAGGAAAGCAUUUUAUAGUGUUCUCUCAAUAGAUUCAUUUCCGUCGUAAUUUGUGAGCUAGGAAUAAAUUAUUUAUUGAGAUUCUCUUAUCUAUUGUUUUUGAUUGCUUGAUUCAACAAUUGGGUCUGUAUUUCAACCUGACCUGUUUUCUGAUUAAUUUAUUUCAUAUAUGUAAAUAAAAGUGAAAAAAAUGUGAAUAGCAAA